This is a messenger RNA of Chelmon rostratus (copperband butterflyfish), 4296 nucleotides long. RefSeq names its product major vault protein (gene mvp). The record is from RefSeq and is a predicted model, not a curated record. Lineage: Eukaryota; Metazoa; Chordata; Actinopteri; Chaetodontiformes; Chaetodontidae. Bases 152 to 2797 code for a protein of 881 amino acids. Gene Ontology annotation, cellular component: nucleus; cytoplasm. The transcript has 17 exons.
AGCAGUGAACGCCCACUCAGUCACAGCCCAGCUGCCUUCAUGUGUGUCCUGGUUUCUGCGGAAGUUUCCAGCAGUUUAAGUCCCGUCAGAGAGUCCGGAUCCAGUCUGAGCUGCUGCUGAGCCGCACGGGGACCAGUCUUUGGUUUAGAUCAUGUCUAAGAAGGGAGGAAACCGCGGGGUGGAGUUUGAGGGGGUGGUGGAUGCGUCAAUCAUCCGGAUCCCGCCCCAUCACUACAUCCAUGUGCUGGACCAGAACACCAACAUCGCUCGGGUGGAGAUCGGCCCGCUCACCUACAUCCGUCAGGACAAUGAAAGAGUGCUCUUUUUACCGGUCCGUAUGAUCAUGGUGCCGCCGCGUCACUACUGCGUGGUCCUCAACCCCGUGGCCCGCGAUGAUGACAAGCAGGUCCUCUUUGACCAAUCAGGUCAGGCCAAGCUCCGCCAUGCCGAUCUGGAGAUCCGUCUGACCCAGGACCCGUUCCCCCUGUACCCCGGAGAGGAGGUCCAGCAGGAUGUGACCCCGCUGCAGAUCGUGUAUCCGGACACGGCGCUCCGUCUUCAGGCUCUGCUGGACUUCGAGGAGCAGGGAGGAGAGAAGAGGGUCGCUGGAGACGAGUGGCUGUUCGAAGGACCAGGGACGUACAUCCCCAGGAAGGAGGUGGCGGUGCUGGAGACCAUCAAGGCCACCGUGAUCAGAGAGAACCAGGCCAUCAGACUGAGAGCUCGCAAGGAAGGAGUGGACCGAGGAGGAGUCCGCAGGGUGACAGGUGAGGAGUGGCUGGUCAGUAAGGUGGGAGCGUACCUUCCAGGUGCUCAUGAAGAAGUCAUCGACAUUGUGAACGCUUUCAUCCUCACUGACAAGAAAGCGCUUCAUGUUCGCGCCGUGCGAGCCUUUAAAGACACCGGCGGGCGGGACCGUCGCACCGGGGAGGAGUGGCUCGUCACUAUGGCCGACAGGGAGGCGCACAUCCCCUCUGUGGCGGAGGAGGUGGUGGGGGUGGUGGAUGUGACCACUCUGAGCAGCAGGCAGUACUGUGUGAUCCUUGACCCGGUGGGGCCUGAUGGGAAACCUCAGCUGGGAAAGAAGAGGGUGGUGAAGGGUGAGCGUUCAUUUUUCCUGCAGCCAGGUGAGCACCUUGAACAGGGCAUCCAGGAUGUGUACGUGCUGUCGGAGGAUGAAGGUCUGGUGCUGAGAGCUGUGGAGGCCUUCAAUGACACAGAGGAGCGUGAGGAGGAGGAAGAAGAGGCGAUGGAGGAGGAGUUGAUGCAGGAGAGGGCGAAGCGUUCGCGGAGGAGCGGCGUUCUCCGUCGCCCCGGAGACCGCUGGAUGCUGCGGGGUCCCAUUGAGUACGUCCCCCCGACCACUGUGGAGGUGGUGCUCAGACGACAGGCCAUCCCAUUGGACGAGAACGAGGGCAUCUAUGUCAGAGACAUCAAAACUGGAAAGGUGCGAGCAGUGAUCGGUCACACCUACAUGCUGACUCAGGAUGAAGAGUUGUGGCAGAAGGUGCUUCCAGCCAACGUCGAGGCCCUGCUGGCUUCUCCUUUGGACCCGCUGGCCAACCGUUCGGACCGGACCAGAACCGGAGAGGUCAUCGUGAGGGACAGGACCAAGGUGGUCUCCUACAGGGUCCCCCACAAUGCUGCCAUCCAGGUCUACGACUACAGAGAGAAGAAGGCCAGGGUGCUCUUUGGACCAGAGAGGGUCAUGUUGGGACCUGAUGAGCAGUUCACCGUGCUGUCGCUGUCCGGAGACAAACCAAAGAGGGCCAACGUCAUCAAGGCCAUCUGCCUCCUGCUGGGGCCUGACUUCUUCACCGACAUCAUCACCAUCGAGACGGCCGACCACGCCCGGCUGCAGCUGCAGCUGUCCUACAACUGGCACUUUGAUAUCAAAUCUCCGUCCGACGCCGAUGAGGCAGCCGCUCUGUUCUCAGUCCCCGACUUCGUGGGCGAUGCCUGUAAAGCCAUCGCCUCGCGGGUCCGAGGAGCCGUUGCCUCCGUGCAGUUCGAUGAUUUCCACAAGAACUCGAACCGGAUCAUCUGCUCUGCCGUGUUUGGCUUCGACGAGAAGCUGGCGGUCCGUCCGAGCCUUCGCUUCAACCAGAACAACCUGGUGAUCAGCAGCGUGGACAUCCAGUCUGUGGAGCCCGUGGACCAGAGGACACGAGACGCCCUGCAGAAGAGCGUCCAGCUGGCCAUCGAGAUCACCACCAACUCCCAGGAGGCCGCCGCACGGCACGAGGCGGAGCGUCUGGAGCAGGAGGCUCGGGGGAAGCUGGAGAGGCAGAGGAUCACUGACCAGGCGGAGGCUGAGAGAGCCAGGAAGGAGCUGCUGGAGCUGGAGGCGCUCAGUGCCGCGGUGGAGAGUACGGGAGCUGCGAAGGCUGAAGCUCAGUCUCGGGCGGAGGCGGCUCGUAUUCAGGGAGAAGCGGCGGUCAACGAGGCCAAACUGAAGGCCGAAGCUCAGAGGAUCGAGGCGGAGGCGGAGCUCCAGCGGCUGGCGAAGGCUCGUGAGCAGGAGCUGGCCUAUAAGAAGCAGAUUGACAGUCUGGAGGUGGAUAAGCAGAAGAGCCUGGCUGACAUCGAGAGCGAGCGCUUCAGUCAGCUGAUGGCGAGCCUGGGCAGCGACACGCUGAAGGAGAUCGCCAGAGCCGGACCGGAGCUGCAGGUGAAAAUGCUCCAGGCUCUGGGGCUGAAGUCCACCCUCAUCACAGACGGGUCGUCGCCCAUCAACCUCUUCACCACAGCCAACGGCCUGCUGGGGGCGCUGCCGGGGCAGGGUCAGGGCCAGUGAGGAGGAGGAGGAGGAGGAGGAAGACGAGAGGAAGAGGGAUCAGAGGGAAAGUGUCCAAAAGUAAACCUAGACAGAAGCUCAUUUUUCCAGCAUUAAAAAAGAUGAUGUGCCUUUCUCAGAUUAAAGACCCUAACACUCUGCUGUCAGACAAAACCAGCAGGGCGUCUUUAAAUCAGCUGUUAUCAUGAUAGAACUGUUGUAUCUGAACCCAGCUGGGACCAGGACCACCACAGCUGAUCCGACCACAGAAAGACCAGGACCACCAGUUCCCAAAGUCAGAAUCUUACUGACUCUAAUCUGAUCCCGUAGAAACGGUUCUGCUUGAAGAUGAACGACUGUCAGAAAAUCUCUGAAGCCAAAGAACAUGAAGCCUGUGGACGUACAAGCUAAAGCCAACGACAACUCCCAGAGUGCAUUUCACCAACAACCAACCGGCCCCACAGCCCCACCUGCUGGUUAAAGAUCACACCGGUGAGCAAACAGAUUUUAAAUCAGUUCACUUUAAGAUUCCGGGUCAGUUUUGGAUGAAAUCAUUCUAAAUAGUUUCUCCAUAGUGACGGCCGCUGAGGCUCAUGGGUAUUGUAGUAUUUAGAGUCAUCCACCAAACUGCCUGAAAAAAAUCACAAUUUCUCAGAAACAAAGUAGAAAUCAUUCAGACUGAAGGUCACAAAGUUUGAGUCAGUUUAAAAAAAAAUACUACAGUCAAAGAUUUUCAACUGCCGUUGCUAUGGUUACGAAGUUCACCCAAAACUGACCCAGAAUCAGUGAACUGAUUUAAUUUUUUCUUCAGGUUUGUGAUGAAAAAAUUGUUUGCAGAACACACAGAAUUUGAAGCCCUGUGAUUGGACGGUUCUUACUGAAAUGCAUCUUGGGAUUUGUAGUGAACAUAAAGUUCACGGGCUUCUUGUACACUUUAAUGUUCUUUUGUUCUCAAGCUGAGAAUCGUCUGACGUGGUGUAAGAGAACAUGAAGGAGACUCAGACUGAAGGAUACCUCCUUCCUGUUGUGACACUGUGAUACCUGUCUACAGGUGAACUGACAGACUCAGCCCACUUCUCCUCUGUGUUUUCUGUUCAUUAGCUCUAAAUGCUGGUUUCACUCAGCUCAGAGGUCUCCUCGCUGUAAUGUGUGACUACAGGUGAGUGUCUGUCAGCCGGGUGUUAUGUGAAAUGAGGUUCGGAGGUUUACUUUUGGACAGGUGAGCAGCAUGAGGAUGUUCUGUCAAUCAAAUGCAAACAAAUAUGCUGCAAAUGAAGAAUUGUGCCUACAAACCACUUGACAGUUUGUGUAGUCGUAUAAUCUGACAGCGCUUUGCACUACAGCCUCUCCGUAUAGACGUUAACAGUUAACGCUGAUGUUUACACUCGAUAUUAAACUUUUGUUUCUGUGUACUGGUGAUGCAAUGAAACGGGAUGGUCUGACGGCCCCCUGCCUUCAUACGUGCUUUUGUUUCUACAUAAUAACUGUGUGUGAAGCCAUUAAAGUGCUGCUUCUGUCCA